AUGGAUGGUAAUAAGAUAGUAAAUUCAUUGGGUAAAAAUAUUUAUGUAAAGCUUCUUGGAUAUUACUUUUCAAAAAUACAAAUGAAAUUGUAAAACUUGCAAAUCUGGUCUUUUCAGUACUUUUUUUUGGGUUGAAUCAACGUCUUCCUUCCGAUCAGGGAGGGUGCUUUGGCUUGAUGAGAAUGCUAAAUCCUUUCCAUGAUAAGAAAAAAAAUGUUGAUUUGAUCAUCCCCAGCUUUAUUCUCAAUCACACUUCUCGGCUUGGUACUACAAUGGCUGAAGAAUAAUAUAGCGAAAAACUUUGGCAUCUUAUUUAAAACCUUGGGGGAUCGAUCAGAUAUGCUCCUUUCUUGUCAAACUGACAGUCCUCCCCCUCUCCUUCGGUUUUCCUCAACCCUUCUUCAUUCCUUGUACCCUUUAUUAUUCCAUCGAUGGAAUGUUCUGACUUGUGAUUUUCGACAUGGGUUUAUGCAUGUUUUUAUUAUAAUACAUUAAUUGGAAAAUUAACGGCAAAUUAAAUUGCGAAAAAUAUACGGUCUUUGAUCCCUCCGUAGCAUGAGAUCGCAAGUUCAGUGGGGUGGUGGUCCUCCUAACGGUGGCGUACCUACACAUGCUCGGCGUCGUCUACAGAGACCACAGCCAGAGGACGUCCUGCUGAAGGAAGAAGGACACGUCAUGCUCUCGGACUUCGUCCUCUCCCUGCGGUGUGCCGCCGUCAACCUUUCUAUCGCCUCCUAUAAGGGACAUCGCCGCCGCCGCCAGCCUCUUCCUCUUCCUCUUCCUCCUCCUCCUCCGGCGAAGCUCUCCGGCGUGCCUCUGGCUUUCGUCGGCCCUAAGAAACUGCAGAAGCUCGGAAGGAGCGGCGUGGAAAAACAGAGCGACGUAGUUCCCCGGAACCCGGUCGUAUCUAUCGCCAAUCAGGGAGGAUGGCCGAGGCGGCGAGAUGGACUGGUGGUUUCUUCUGGACGGGAUCUUCCUCUACGGGUUUCUUCUGCAUGGGAGGACCUCAUUCAAGGGCCCGGAGAGCCGUGCCAAUCCUGCUCAUCGUGA
This is a messenger RNA of Spirodela intermedia, 1050 nucleotides long. The record is from the annotation of a GenBank genome assembly. NCBI's taxonomy places the organism in Eukaryota, Viridiplantae, Streptophyta, Magnoliopsida, Alismatales, Araceae.